Messenger RNA from Menidia menidia (Atlantic silverside), 4805 nucleotides. The record is from the annotation of a GenBank genome assembly. NCBI's taxonomy places the organism in Eukaryota, Metazoa, Chordata, Actinopteri, Atheriniformes, Atherinopsidae.
AGAGAUCAUGGGCAGCUGUUGACUUCUGAAUUUGCCAUAAACAACAAGUACUUCACAACAGCCUGAACUCACUGCAUGGUGCACAGUGGAAGGGCCCCAACAUGGCCGCCCAUCGGAUCAGAGCCACCACCAACAACAAUGCCUCUCUCCCUCGCUGCAAGUCUGAGGGGACGCUCAUCGAUCUGAGCGACGGAGUGUCAGAAGCCACUCUUACAGAUGUAAAAGUGCCUUCUCCCAGUGCCUUGCGAUUGGAUGCCACCGCUUCCUUCGGCGCUGCCAGGGAAGUCAUCGCCAUUAAGGACUACUGUCCGUCCAGCUUCACCACCCUCAAGUUCUCCAAGGGCGACCGCCUCUACGUUCUGGACUCAUCAGGAGGAGAGUGGUGGUAUGCCCACAACAACACUGAGAUGGGUUACAUCCCUGCAGCGUACGUAGAGCCCAUCAACUACAGAGACUCGUCUUUCAGCGACAGCGGGAUGAUCGACAGCAUGGGAGACUGUAACGAGGAGGCAGCCAAAGAAAUGGACCUCUUGGGAGAGUGGGCGGGGGUGAUUCUGAAACCAACCACAUUCCAAAACGGAAAUCCUUUCUCAACAAAGCAUACCUCUACAAACCCUUUUCUGAAUGGGGGUCCUCAGAGUUCACUUGAUCAGAACAGUAAUGAGAAAUCAAUUGAUCUUCUUCUGUUUGAUACGCUCUCUCCGUCAGUGCCCAACUCCACCAGCAGCACUGCAGACAAUGGCUUUGGCAGUGGUCUUUUUCACUUUAACCCUCUAAGUCCCCCUGCGGGGGAAGGGCAAUCGUUUCGCAGGGACAACCCAUUCUUUCGAAGCAAACGUUCCUACAGUCUGUCUGAGCUGUCCAUCCUGCAGGCUCAGAGCGACCCUCAGGCGUCCACCGGUUUCUUUGGGGGCCUGAAAGCGCCAGCGCCAGAGCAGUUCCAGAGCAGGGAGGACUUUCGCACUGCUUGGCUCACUCACCGCAAGUUGGCCAGGUCCUGCCAUGAUCUGGAUUCUCUGGGUCAGAACCCAGGCUGGGGCCAAACGCAGCCUGUGGAGACCAACAUCGUCUGUCGGUUGGACAGCACGGGAGGUGCAGUCCAGCUUCCAGACACCCACAUCAGCAUCCACGUACCCGAGGGCCACGUGUUGCCGGGGGACACCCAACAAAUCUCAAUCAAAGCUCUGCUUGACCCGCCACUGGAGCUCAACAAUGAUCGCUGUACAACCGUCAGCCCUGUGGUGGAGAUCAAGCUUAGCAACAUGGAGACCAAAAGCACCAUCACCCUGGAGAUGAAGGUCUCAGUAGUCGUAAAAAUGGAGAGCAGGCAGACGACGGAAGUUCUCUGUGUGAGGAGUGAUUGUAAGGAUGGACCUUACACUCUCAUUCCUCAGGCCUACAUGUACGGGGACACAGUUCAGGUGUGCCUGGACAACCUGGAGCCAUGUAUGUAUGUGUGUGUGGUAGCCCAGGCCCAGUCCAUCCUUCCAAACUCCACAGUUUGGGAACACGUGGUUAAAAAGAUCACCUUAGGAGUGUAUGGUCCCAAACAUAUUCACCCGUCCUUCAAGACAGUUGUGGCCAUGUUUGGGCAUGACUGUGCCCCAAAGACACUGUUGGUGAGCGAGGUCGGUAAGCAGGGCCACGCUGCACCACCUGUCGCGCUUCAGCUUUGGGGAAAACACCAGUUUGUUUUGUCCAGACCGCAGGACCUGCGCGUGGGGGUUUACUCCAACAUGGCCAAUUACGAAGUAAAGGCCAGUGAGCAGGCCAGAGUGGUUCGGGGAUUCCAGGUUAAACUAGGCAAAGUGAGCCGGUUGGUCUACGUGAUUUCGUCACGCAACACCGAAGAUGUUUCCGAUUUCACCUUAAGAAUCCAAGUCAAAGACGACCAAGAUUGUAUACUGGCUCAGUUCUGUGUCCAGACGCCAACGCCGCCUCCCAAAGCAGGCCCAAAGACAUCAGCCCAAAGGCGUUUUCUGAAGAAAAAGGAAGUAGGAAAGAUUGUCUUGUCUCCUCUUGCAGUCGCCACCAAAUACCCUGUUUUCCAAGACAGGAGAAUAAACAACCUGAAAUUUGGAAAAUUAAUCAAAACUGUCAUCCGACAAACGAAAAAUCAGUACCUGCUCGAGUACAAAAAAGGAGACUUUGUGGCACUGCUGAGUGAGGAGAGGAUUAGGCUAAAGGGCCAGCUGUGGACAAAAGAGUGGUACAUUGGAUACUAUCAAGGUAAAAUGGGACUUGUUCAUGCCAAGAAUGUGCUGGUGGUCGGCAAAGUCAAGCCCAUUUACUUUAACGGGCCAGACCUUACGACCUCGUUGUUGCUGGAGCAGACACUGAAGCCCUGCAAGUUCCUCACCUACAUCUACGCCUCUGUAAGAACUAUACUGAUGGAAAACAUCGGCAACUGGCGAGCGUUCGCAGACGCCCUGGGAUACGUCAACCUGCCCCUGACACAUUUCUGCCGCGCCGAGCUGGACAGCGAGCCGGAGAGGGUCGCUUCGGUCCUGGAGAGACUGAAGGAGGACUGCAACAACGCAGAGAGCAAAGAGAGGAAGUCUUUCCAGAAAGAACUCCUGACGGCUCUGUUGAAGAUGGACUGUCAGGGCCUCGUGGCUAGGCUGGUCAUGGACUUUGUCCUCCUGACCACAGCCGUGGAAGUGGCCGGACGCUGGAGGGAGCUGGCCGAGAGGCUGGUCAAAGUCUCCCGCCAGCAGAUGGACGCUUACGAGGCCCCACACCGCGACAAGAACGGCGUGGUGGACAGCGAGGCCAUGUGGAAGCCGGCGUACGACUUCCUGGUCACGUGGGCCGCUCAGAUCGGCGACAGCUACCGAGACGUGAUCCAGGAGCUGCACAUGGGCCUGGACAAAAUGAAGAGCCCCAUCACCAAACGCUGGAAGCACCUGACCGGCACGCUCAUCCUGGUCAACUGCCUGGACGUGCUGCGGAGCUCCGCCUUCAGCCCCGCCGUUCAGGAGGACUACGCCAUCUGAGCUCUGGGCCCCUCUCACCUCACUCCCUUUGGAGCUUUUUGGAAAAAAACUAAAACAAAAAAAAAGCUGCUGCGUGGUCCCUCAGCUCUCCCAACUCUGCCCAACUGCCCCAGACUCCCAGCAGCUCCUGUCUUGCACAGUUCUGUAUUUUUAUACUUCGGUAGGCACAGCGAUUUUUUGUAAAGCGACAUUUUGAACCGUUUUGGUUAAGAACUGUGGAACGAACACUUAGACACUUUUUUCUCCCAAAAAGAAAACAACGGAUUUUUUUUUUUUUAGAUACGACUUCCUCGUCGCAUGUGUCAAACCUGUUCUAUUUAUUUGUAAAACAAGCCUCACCUUCUCCUCUCUCUUCAGGUUGUCCCUCACUCUGGUCCUCCUCAUUUCAGAGAGCCAAAAUUUCCUAGACGUUUUUAAUCCGGUUCAUUAAUACUGAAUCAACUGAUCAUCUUAGAGAAGAUUCACGGACUAAAUAAUUAAUUACCCGCAGAUGCAAACCAAUUUGCCGAAACAAAUGAGUCUCUUUCUUUUUUUUUACAUCUUCACUGCACGUAUAAAGUAAAAUAUUACUUUCAGGGCUAAACUGAACAGUUUCUGGUCACUGUCUGACUUUUUUUACGCUGGUAAGGAAAAACUCAGCACACAUGCACGAGAGAUGACUGCGCCACAAAUGAAAAAACGUCACUCCGACGCUUCGGUUGUUGUCAUGUGCAAACAGACAUCCAAAGAGCUGGAAAGCUUUUUUGGUUUCCAGGGGCACAAACGAGAGAGACGCAGAACCCACAACUAACGAGUUAAAGCAUUAAGAGUCUUUUUGCUAGAUUUACAAAAAGUGGUUAAAGCAUAUCUCUGUUCAAGUUUGAAUUAUUUGCUCAAAGAAAGUCAACUUUGACGUUGAAAAUACUGAGUUUUUGGCCUUGAAAGCAUAUAUAUAUAUAUAUAUAUAUAUGGGGCCAGAACCAACCAGCCUUCUUCUAUGUGGCACACUGUCAACAGCUUGGCCCAGCUGAGCUCGACUAGUGACAAGUGUGAAGUAUCUUUGAUGUCUGGUAGUUUUGGAGCUCAGUUUGCUGCCACUGAUAAUGUUAUUUGAGUCUUUUCACAGUGUGAUUUGUUAUAUCAAAUAUGGUCUAUAGAAAAAAAAAGAAAUCCCGCUAUUUGAUCAGAGAUAUAAAGACAGCUCUAAACCCUUUUUUUUCACCAAAUCAAGCCUAGUCCUCAGGAAAUUGUCACAAAAAGGAUCUUUAUUCUACUUUAAAGAACUUUGGAAGUCAAAGAUCUCUUUGUCUUCUGUCCACUCGCCGAAGUUCUCGUCUUUCCAGUCGUCGUGUUGAUGUUUUUAUUUGUAGCCUGGUCAUCUACAUGCAUGUGCUCCUUUGGCUCCAAGUGUUUUGAGCCCUCUCAGCCAUUGUACCUUUGAACGCGUUACAGCUGCUCCAGUUUGCUCCGCUGUCUCUCACCACUCUUAACAUCUCAUAUUUAUUCACACUCCCUGUGCAGAUUUAAGACUUAAGAAGUGAUCAGAAUAUCCUAAAGAAGCAAACAAACGGAAUCAAAGUUGAAUCCAUAACUGUGCGACAUCUCCUGCCUGUAUUUUCAUGGUUUGAUCAAAUAUAUGUUUUUUAACCAAAGCUUGCCAAAAACGAAUGGAGCUCUACUCAGAUUUCCAAAUGUUGAGACCACUGAAUGACACUGUCUGUCUAAGCUUCUGGCUGUUUUUGCGUCAGUACUGUAUAAUGUGGUAGUAUCGGCCUGAACGCCUUUUCUUGUGACCGCUUACUUUUGUGGAAAAGACUAAAUAAAAUGGAA